This is a messenger RNA of Capsella rubella, 1160 nucleotides long. Its product is annotated as Werner Syndrome-like exonuclease. NCBI's taxonomy places the organism in Eukaryota, Viridiplantae, Streptophyta, Magnoliopsida, Brassicales, Brassicaceae. Gene Ontology annotation, biological process: nucleobase-containing compound metabolic process. The transcript is spliced from 6 exons. Bases 33 to 905 code for a protein of 290 amino acids. The record is from RefSeq and is a predicted model, not a curated record. Gene Ontology annotation, molecular function: nucleic acid binding; 3'-5' exonuclease activity.
AUCACUCAUUUUUUUAUUGUGAGUUCACAAAAAUGUAUUCGACAAAUUGGGAAGACGACGACGACGAUUUUACAGAGGAGCAGCUUCUCGCUAUCGACGCCAUCGAAGCUUCCUAUAAACUCUCCAACUCUUCUUCUUCUUCCUCCGCUACUCCCACCGUACAGGCUACAACCUCCGGCCAUGGCCACGAUGUUCCACAUCAAAUCCCUAAUAAUAGUGUCCGUCGCCAAUUGCCUCGCUCCAUCACUUCUCCCACUUCUUACAAACGAUUUCCCCUCUCUCGUUGCCGAGGAAGGAAUUUUCCAGCUAUGAGGUUUGGUGGUAGGAUUUUGUAUAGUAAGACUGCUAAUGAGGUUGAUAGGCGAGCAAUGCAGCUUCUUAAGGUUCUUGAUACUAAGAGAGAUGAAUCUGGAAGAGCUAUUGUUGGGUUAGAUAUUGAAUGGAGACCAAGUUUUAGAAAAGGUGUUCUCCCGGGGAAGGUUGCAACUGUCCAGAUAUGUGUAGAUAAUAAUUAUUGUGAUGUUAUGCAUAUUGUACAUUCUGGUAUCCCACCAAGGCUCCAACAUCUUAUUGAGGAUUCAACACUUGUAAAGGUAGGUAUUGGAAUUGACGGUGACUCUGUAAAGCUUUUCCAUGACUAUGGAGUGUCCAUCAAAGAUGUUGAGGAUCUUUCAGAUUUAGCCAACCGAAAAAUUGGUGGAGUAACAAAAAGAUGGGGACUUGCCUCACUAACAGAGACACUUGUUUGUAAAGAGCUCCUGAAGCCAAACAAAAUCAGGCUGGGGAACUGGGAGGUAUAUCCUCUAUCAAAGCAGCAGUUACAAUACGCAGCAACAGAUGCUUAUGUUUCAUGGCAUCUUUACCAGGUUCUAAAGGACCUUCCUGAUGCUGUCGAUGGAUCAUGACGCGAAGGAGGAUGCUUAAAGAUUUGCCUAUAACCCCAAGAUGAUAUAUUUGAUCUAGUCAAGUCUAUACAAUUCUUAUAGGAUUUGCAAAGGAUAUUUGGUUUAUGGUUGAUAUAAGUUAUAAUACUACUUAUUGGAUAUGGCCCUGGUACAGUUAACAAUCCAAAUACGAAUGGUAAGCUCUUCUUAGAUCGAUGUACCGUCUCUUGGGUACUCUUGUCACGAUCUGAAGCCAAAAAAUAAGCUUUUCUAAUC